This is a messenger RNA of Odocoileus virginianus texanus, 3128 nucleotides long. NCBI's taxonomy places the organism in Eukaryota, Metazoa, Chordata, Mammalia, Artiodactyla, Cervidae. The record is from RefSeq and is a predicted model, not a curated record.
AUGUGGGCGCUCCGCUCGCUGCUGGGGCUGCGGUGCGCGGCCGGGCGCACCAUGUCUCAGGGGCCGGCGCGCCGCCCGCGGCCGCCCAAGGACCCGCUGCGGCACCUGCGCACGCGGGAGAAGCGCGGCCCGUCAUGGGGGCCCGGGGGCCCGAACACCGUGUACCUGCAGGUGGUGGCAGCCGGCGGCCGGGAUGCGGGCGCCGCCCUCUACGUCUUCUCCGAAUUCAACCGGUAUCUCUUCAACUGCGGGGAAGGCGUCCAGCGACUCAUGCAGGAGCACAAGCUGAAGGUGUCCCGUUUGGACAACAUAUUCCUGACCCGAAUGCACUGGUCUAAUGUUGGUGGGUUGUGCGGAAUGAUCCUCACUUUAAAGGAAACCGGAGUUCCAAAGUGUGUGCUUUCUGGACCUCCACAACUGGAGAAGUACCUGGAAGCCAUCAAAAUAUUUUCUGGUCCACUGAAAGGAAUAGACCUGGCUGUGCGGCCCCACUCGGCACCAGAAUACAAGGAUGAGACCAUGACAGUGUUCCAGAUCCCCAUCCACUGCGAGCAGACGAGUGGUCAGCAGUCGCCCGCGCAGAGUCCAGAGCGGCUGAGUCCACCGCCGCCUCCACACGCAGAACCAGCUGAUGGGGAGCGGCGCCCGAACGGUGUUGGCCAGAAAGCACGUGGCAGGGACACCUCCUUGGUGGUUGCUUUCGUCUGCAAGCUCCACCUGAAGAAGGGAAACUUCUUGGUGCUCAAAGCGAAGGAGCUGGGUCUCCCAGUCGGAACAGCCGCCAUUGCCCCCAUCAUUGCUGCCGUCAAGGACGGGAAGAGCGUCACCUACGAAGGGAGAGAGAUUCUGCCUGAAGAGAUCUGCACCCCUCCGGACCCCGGGAUCGCCUUCAUUGUGGUAGAAUGUCCAGACGAAGGGUUCAUCCAGCCGCUGUGUGAGAACACUGCCUUCAGGAGUUACCAAGGGAAGGCCGACGCCCCCGUGGCCCUGGUGGUCCACAUGGCCCCGGAGCACGUGCUCCUGGACAGCAGAUACCAGCAGUGGAUGGAGAGGUUCGGGCCCAACACCGAGCACCUGGUUCUGAACGAGAACUGCGAGUCAGUCCACAACCUGCGCAGCCACAAAAUCCAGACCCAGCUUGGCCUCAUCCACCCCGGCAUCUUCCCCCCGCUCGCCGGUGUCUCUUGCAGGAGCAGUGCUGCCCAGGGUGUGCCCACGGUCCGAGGCCAGUGUCUCCUUAAGUACCAGCUCCGGCCCCGGCGGGAGUGGCAGAGGGAUGCCGUCCUGACCUGCGACCCCGAGGAGUUCAUCGCCGAGGCUCUGGAGCUCCCCAACUUCCAGGAGAGCGUGCAGGAGUAUAGGAAGACGGCCCAGGAUGGCCCAGAGGAGACUUGCAGCCAGUACCCAGAAGUGGUCUUCCUGGGAACAGGGUCCGCGAUCCCAAUGAAGAUCCGGAACGUGAGCUCCACGCUCGUCAAUAUCAGCCCCGACACGUCCCUGCUGCUGGACUGCGGGGAGGGCACCUUUGGGCAGCUAUGCCGCCACUAUGGGGACGGCGUGGACCGGGUCCUGGGCUCUCUGGCUGCUGUGUUCGUGUCUCACCUGCACGCCGACCACCACACGGGCUUGCUGAACAUCCUGCUGCAGAGAGAGCGUGCUCUGGCAUCGCUGGGCAGACCCUGCCACCCCCUGCUCGUGGUCGCCCCCACCCAGCUCCGGACCUGGCUCCAGCAGUACCAUAACCAGUGCCAGCCACUGCUGCACCACGUCAGUGUAAUCCCUGCCAAAUGCCUUCAGAAGGGAGCUGAGGUCUCCAGCCCCGAGGUGGAAAGGUUGAUAAAUUUGCUGCUGGAAACCUGUGGCCUGGAGGAGUUCCAGACCUGCCUGGUCCGACACUGCAAGCACGCCUUCGGCUGUGCGCUGGUCCACAUGUCCGGCUGGAAGGUGGUCUACUCGGGGGACACCAUGCCCUGCGAGGCUCUGGUCCAGAUGGGGAAGGAUGCUACCCUCCUGAUCCACGAGGCCACCUUGGAAGACGGUCUGGAAGAGGAAGCUGUGGAGAAAACACACAGCACCACCUCCCAGGCCAUCGGCGUGGGCAUGCGGAUGAGCGCGGCCUUCAUCAUGCUGACCCACUUCAGCCAGCGCUAUGCCAAGAUCCCACUCUUCAGCCCUGACUUCAACGAGAAAGUGGGCAUCGCCUUCGACCACAUGAAGGUCAGCCUGGGGGACCUCCCGACGGUGCCCCGGCUGACGGCACCGCUGAAGGCCCUGUUUGCCGAGGACCUGGAGGAGAUGGAGGGGCGCCGGGAGCGCCGGGAGCUGCGGCAGGUGCGGGCGGCCCUGCUCACAGGGGAGGACGUGGAGCCACCGCAGAAACGCGCCCCCACAGAUCAGCCCCCCAGCCCACAGAGCAAGAAGGCCAGGGCCCAGUAGACGCAGGGCCGGGGAGCACAUGGAGGGAGGCCACGGUGUCCAUCAGUCUCGUGCACGAGCGCUGGGCUGGGGACGCAGCCUCAGGAAUGGCAUCUUCAAGGACGAGACACUGUGAAGGUGGCAUCUGGACCGAGUGCUGUCCCCCUGCUGCGGCCAAGCAGGGUCUUGGGGCACAGUUCUGCACCUCAGGUGCCCAGGGCGCCCGGAAGCAGCUUGAUCCUGGCAACGACCUUCAGAAUCCAUCCCUGGGGAGCCAGCACCCCUCUGCAGCCUGGUGUCUUAGCCAAAGUCAAAUCGUGUGGACUGUCAGCUGUGGAUGGCACUGGGUGGGUAUGCAGUGGUUCCAGGAACGCAGAGAUGGGCUGCCGUUCUUGCCGCGUAGACAGACUCACCGGAGUGUGGAGCGACACCGCGUGAGGCUGGUGGCCAGGCCUUCCCUUAGAGCUGGACAGCACUGAGGUCAGUGUCUGAAAAGGGGCUGGAUUUUCACAGAUGCCUCCAGUAUUCGCAUGUUCUUACCACCCAGGAGGAGGGGCGGAGAUUUAAAGAGACACAGGUGCUGAGACAGAGACCACGGACUGGACUCACCAUGACCUCGGGGUCCCUGGCAUCGCCUCCUGCGUCCUCUCAAGCUUGUUGUUAAGACAGGAAGAUAGGCCACGCUCAGGGAUAAUAAAUCUAUUUUAAUAACA